Messenger RNA from Coregonus sp. 'balchen', 491 nucleotides. NCBI's taxonomy places the organism in Eukaryota, Metazoa, Chordata, Actinopteri, Salmoniformes, Salmonidae. The record is from the annotation of a GenBank genome assembly.
AUGGUGUGGACUAACACGGGUCCUCGGGCGUUACAGCUGCCGUGGCACUUCGGCUAUGCGGCCAAGUGGCUGCGUGGUCACCCCGAGGUUGAAGUUGCCCAAGUAGGUUUAGAUCACAGGCACCUGUACGAGGAGGUGAGAUGGGGAGGGUGUCCCGGGCCAUUAUUGGGUAUCCCGGUGUGGCUUGGGAAGGAGUGCAGGUGCGAGGUCUGGAUAACAGGCUCAAGGACCUGAACUGGUUGAGCCUCCAUAAGGGCUUGCCCGUACGUUCCUUGUACGGGUGUGGCAUGACUCAAUCCCCUACCUGCCCAAGGCCAACUUGUGGCGGGGAGGAGACAUUGCGCCAUGUCUCCUCCCUGGAUAGUGAGGAGGGGAUAGUGAGGAGGGUGGAGCAGAAUUUGAGGGGGAGAAUGAAGAGAGAGGAGAGGAAGUGGGGGCAGCAUGCUGCUCGGGAGAGAUGGAAGGGGGGUUUAGGGUUAGGGUUAGUAUAG